AUGACUCUUCCAUCAUAUCGCCAUGACCGUAACGAAAACAAUGACGUCCAUUCUCUUUCAGACAUCACCGAGGAGAUUCACAGGACCGACCGAACCGUCUCCAACGAGAGCAAACAACAACACCAACAAACACAAGAGGAACACUCGGGGACAGUUCAACAUGGAUCAAGGUCACCAGUUCGCCGAGUUCUUCUCACAUUCACCAUAUGCGCCGGUUUGAUGUUCUCGUGCCUGGACACCUCGAUCGUCUCGACUGCCUUGGUUUCGAUAUCGCUGGAUUUGGGGGAUGCUCAAGAUGCUCCUUGGACCAUUCUAGGAUAUCUCCUAACGUAUAUGAGCUUCGCCGUCGGUUUCUCCAAACUGAGCGACAUCUACGGUCGACGAAACCUUCUCGCCAUUGCCUGGGUUUUCUUUUCCGGGUUCUCAGUCUGGUGUGCCCUUGCAGGGUCGAUGAAUCAACUGAUCGCAGCGCGAGCGCUUCAGGGGAUUGGUGGCUCGGGUCUCUACAGCCUAGCGCAGUGUCCCUUGCGGCGCACUCGCGCUCAUAGGCAUCUACUCUCUUUGGCCGGACGACCGACGACGACAAUACGAAGGAUGGGCGGGUAUUCGCAAAAUCGACUUCAUUGGCAACUUUCUCCUGAUUGUAGCUUCGAUUCUUCUGGUGUUUGGCGUACAGGAAGCUGGAUCCCCGGUUAUUAUCUGGUCUCUGGUGAUAGCUGGAUUGAGCUGGAUUCUUUUGGGGGUCUGGGAAACGUAUCUGUUCUACGGGCGGAAUCAUCAUAUCCAGCCAAUAUUCCCCGUGCGACUGGCGACCGGCCGCGUUUAUCUAUCAACCAUCAUGUACGUCUCAUGCCCCUUCUUCAAUCUGGCCCAUCAAGGGAACACUUUGGUCGCAAGCAAUUUGCGCUAACUAAAAGGUGUAGAGUCACGUUUCUUACGGGUCUGGUCUACAUUGCCCUAGUCAUCAAAAUCCCCGAGCGAUUCCAAGUCAUCUACGGCGACAGUGCCCUUCGAGCUGGUAUCCAUCUCCUCCCAAUGUUGGGAUCGUGCGCCUUCGGAUCUACUCUAGCCGGAAGCAUCUCCAAGAAACGAAACCUCACGAGCCAUACUCUUGCGGCUGGAAAUUCGCUUCAGGUGAUCGGAUUGGGUCUGGUCUAUGGGUUUUCAAACACGACGGAGCGAGGUGACAUCCGAUAUAUACUGGGGUUUACGGCCAUAUACGGGUUUGGCGUCGGCUUGUGCUUCGCCGCCUGUACCAUGAUCGCGGCUAUCGAGGCUCGCCACGGGGACCUGGCCGCCGCACAAGGCGCCGUCGCGCAGGUGCGAGUGCUUGGAGGGUCACUGGGUCUAGGCAUCUGCACCAUCAUUUUCAACGACAUAUUGCAGAGAUCUCUCGGCCCUGCCACGGAGGCUGGCAGGUUUCCUACGACUGUUCUUGACCAGCUUCACAGAAGCCCGCUGGCCGUGUUUAUGCUUCCGCCCGAACAGCAAGCUUUGGUCAAGACGGUGUAUUCGGACGCUUUCAGGUUUCAAAUGCUCCUCAUGGUGGCGGUGGCAGCGGUGGCCGUUCUGGCUAGCUUGGGAACAUAUAGGUCAAAACCGCCGGCUGUUGUCGACACGAUGAUUCAUCACAAGGAGUUGGCGGCACGACCGAGCGAUACCGAGUUGGAAAGCGCGAGUAGUGUUCGCUCGCUGGUUCGUGGAGUCAGCUGA
This is a messenger RNA of Neurospora tetraspora, 1713 nucleotides long. RefSeq lists its product as uncharacterized. NCBI's taxonomy places the organism in Eukaryota, Fungi, Ascomycota, Sordariomycetes, Sordariales, Sordariaceae. Gene Ontology annotation, molecular function: transmembrane transporter activity. Gene Ontology annotation, cellular component: plasma membrane. Gene Ontology annotation, biological process: transmembrane transport. The record is from RefSeq and is a predicted model, not a curated record. The transcript is spliced from 6 exons. Bases 1 to 1713 code for a protein of 570 amino acids.